This is a messenger RNA of Zingiber officinale, 1963 nucleotides long. Its product is annotated as phosphatidylinositol N-acetylglucosaminyltransferase subunit A-like. Gene Ontology annotation, molecular function: phosphatidylinositol N-acetylglucosaminyltransferase activity. Gene Ontology annotation, biological process: GPI anchor biosynthetic process. The record is from RefSeq and is a predicted model, not a curated record. Gene Ontology annotation, cellular component: glycosylphosphatidylinositol-N-acetylglucosaminyltransferase (GPI-GnT) complex. The transcript is spliced from 10 exons. The coding region runs from base 359 to 1690 and encodes 443 amino acids. NCBI's taxonomy places the organism in Eukaryota, Viridiplantae, Streptophyta, Magnoliopsida, Zingiberales, Zingiberaceae.
GCUAUACCUAGCUUUGCCGAUACUUUUCUCUUCAGUAUUCCCGAAUCUCCGUCUUCUUCCCCUUGCCUUCUUCACCAUCUUCCGGGGGAGUUUUCACCGAGCCCCGAGCACCGGCCAAGCAUCUCCCCGCACCGGCAAGCCGUGGAGGGCACUGCACGCAGAGACCUGCAAAUACCUCCCUGUCGGCGCGACACCACUGGGCGAGGGAUUCCGACGGUGACACGAGGAAGAGAAAGGUGAGGGAGACGUCUCCCAGGAUACGAUGGAAGGCUUGUGGAUGGAGUAGCUGAGGAGGCGGGAUGGACGCAUGACAGUGUUCGGAUGUCUUAGGAGUGCCGAGUUCUGAUUUCUAAUUGCCAUGGAUCAACAACGGAAGCACACUAUCUUGAUGGUUUCUGAUUUCUUCUACCCAAACUUUGGUGGUGUGGAAAGCCAUAUCUAUUAUCUAUCUCAAUGCUUGCUUAAGCUUGGCCACAAGGUGGUGGUUAUGACACAUUCAUAUGGUAAGCGAACUGGAGUACGAUAUGUAACCAAUGGUUUGAAAGUUUAUUAUGUGCCAUGGAGAGCAUUUCUUAUGCAGAAUACAUUACCAACCUUUUAUUUGACACUUCCCAUCAUAAGGACCAUUCUAAUUCGGGAGAGGAUAUCCAUUGUUCACGGGCAUCAGGCCUUUUCAACUCUUUGCCAUGAAGCACUGAUGCAUGCCAGAACCAUGGGUUACAAAGUCGUAUUCACGGAUCAUUCACUAUAUGGUUUUGCUGAUGUUGGAAGCAUUCACAUGAAUAAGGUGUUGCAGUUUACUCUGGCUGACAUUAGUCAAGCUAUAUGUGUUUCUCAUACUAGUAAGGAGAACACAGUUUUGAGAUCUGGGAUAACACCUGACAGGGUCUUCGUGGUGCCUAAUGCUGUGGAUACUGCUAUGUUCACUCCUUCUACUUGUAGACUCAGCUGUGAUGAAAUUGUUAUUGUUGUCAUAAGUAGAUUGGUGUACCGAAAAGGUGCUGACCUCCUUGUCGAGGUCAUUCCAGAAGUUUGCCACCUCUUUUCAAAUGUUCGUUUCAUAGUUGGAGGAGAUGGCCCCAAACGUGUACGGUUAGAAGAGAUGAGGGAGAAGCACUCUCUUCAAGAUAGAGUCGAAAUGUUAGGUGCUGUGCCACAUGCUCGAGUGCGAUCUGUUCUGAUUUCUGGCCAUAUAUUUCUAAAUAGUUCCCUUACAGAAGCUUUUUGCAUAGCUAUUUUGGAAGCUGCUAGCUGCGGUUUGUUAACUGUAAGCACAAGAGUUGGAGGCGUCCCAGAGGUCCUUCCAGAUGACAUGGUUGUGCUUUCAGAACCUGAUCCCGGUGAUAUGGUCCAUGCUAUUAGAAAAGCUAUCGUUAUGCUUCCAAGUAUUGAUCCAUAUGCUAUGCACCAACGUAUGAAGAAGCUUUAUAGUUGGCAUGAUGUGGCCAAAAGGACAGAGAUUGUCUAUGAUCGUGCUUUACAGUCAUCUGAUGAAAAUCUGUUGCGGCGCCUGCCACGAUACUUAAAAUGCGGGAGUUGGGCAGGCAAGAUGUUUUGCUUGGUUAUGAUUGUCAAUUUUCUGCUAUGGUGCCUCUUGGAUUUGUGGCAGCCUGUUGAAAGCAUCGAAGAGGUUCCUGACCUGGUGUUUAUUCGCAAUGAGCACGAAGAUGUUGUGCAUGACUCGAUUUAAACUUAGCAUUAAGGUGGACUCUACAAGAACUUGGUGCAGUUUGCAAGUGGCCAGCAUACUUAAGGUAUCAAGUUUUUUUUUUAUUUAAAGUGAGGUAGAAACCCUUCUGUAGAUUGUUGUUAUAGGAAAUCAUUCAGUUUUAUUAUCGGGUCACCUAGCUAAUUGGAGAAAACAAAAUAUUUUAUGUAGUUCAUUUUAGAUAAUGGACAAUUACAGAUUCUGUUGUUUUACAUUUGGUAUCAUAGUUUGGUUGUUGAUUUGCUCAAUUCGCUA